Molecule: messenger RNA, 1636 nt
Organism: Ricinus communis (castor bean)
Lineage: Eukaryota; Viridiplantae; Streptophyta; Magnoliopsida; Malpighiales; Euphorbiaceae
Product: DNA repair protein RadA-like
Exons: 14
Coding region: 386-1495 (369 amino acids)
Biological process (GO): recombinational repair
Molecular function (GO): ATP hydrolysis activity
Source: RefSeq, a predicted model, not a curated record
GGUUUCAUUACCCUGUUUUGAUUUCCUUCUUUUUCCCUUCACAUUUAGUGCACUAAACAAAGCGUUAAUUUGAGCUGUAUACAAGAAUCACUUUCUGUUUUUCAACCUUGGCGGGGGUUUUCAAUAAUUGGACGCUCAAAACCCGACAAUUUCCCAUUUUUCAGAUUAGAGUUUUACACAGAGACAGUCACACUCAAACUGGCUCAUUCUAAUGCAAUUCAUAAAGUUUUACCCUCUUCUUUUCAUACCCAAUAAAAAACCCUAACCACCAUUGCUCCUUUCAUUUCCGUUCCCGCCAAUUCCACUCCACCGCCCUUCGUUUCUUGGCUGGAGGCUCCGCGGAUCCCGCCACAGUAAAGUUAGUGGUACUGAGGUUACAGAAAAUAUGGUGAGGUCUUGGUUACCGCAGAAGGUUAGCGAGACGCAACCAUUGAGGUUGAAAGAUGUUAAUCAGAGGAUGAAUCAACCUGGACUGUUUGGAAGUGAAGUUGCAAGGGUGCUUGGUGGCGGCGUCGUUCCAGGUUCUCUAAUUUUAAUUGGUAGUGAUCCUGGAGUUGGCAAGAGUACACUGUUAUUGCAGGUUGCUGCAAUAAUAGCUGAAGGACAGGAUGUUGGUAAACGAGAUCCAGUUGUGUAUGUCUCCGGCGAAGAGAGUGUUGAGCAAAUUGUGAAUAGGGCUGACCGUCUAAGUAUUGGUGUGGAGGAACUUUUCUUGUAUUCAAGUACUGAUAUUGAGGUUAAUGAAUGCACAUCAGCUUUGCUGCGUUUUGCCAAGAAGACAAAUAUACCAGUUCUUUUGGUUGGACAUGUGACCAAGUCUGGUGAUAUAGCAGGGCCUCGGGUUUUGGAGCACAUUGUUGAUGUUGUUUUAUAUUUGGAAGCACAUUUGUUGUUGGUUGUUGACCAUUUCUUUUCGUCUGAAGAUGUAUGUUACUUUAUGAUUUGCUUCGACCAAUUUCACCAGGGAGAGAAGCACUCAACUCAUCGAUUACUUUGUCCUGUGAAGAAUCGGUUUGGAUGCACAGAUGAGCUUGGAGUAUUUAAAAUGUCCCAAUCUGGUCUGCAAUCUGUUUCAAAUCCAAGUGAGAUAUUUCUAAGUGAGCAGUACUUAGGUUCAGAGGUUUUAGUCGGACUGGCUAUUGCCGUAAUCAUGGAUGGAUCUCAAAGUUUCCUUAUUGAAAUUCAGGCAUUGUGUGCCACUGGUUCAUCAGUUUCAAGGCAUGUUAAUGGGAUUCAAGCGAGCAGAGCUGACAUGAUUAUUUCAGUCCUUAAGAAGCAAGCUGGUCUAAUGCUCCAAGAUAAUGAUAUCUUUUUGAAUGUUGUUAGCGGGGUGACACUAACUGAGACUGCUGGGGAUCUUGCAAUAGCAGCUGCAAUUUGCAGUAGUUUCUUGGAGUUUCCUAUUCCCAAUAAUGUGGCAUUCAUUGGAGAAAUUGGCCUUGGUGGGGAACUUUGCACGUUAAUUAUCUGUGUUAUUUUAAUACACAAUACUUAAAAAACACUAUUGAACAUAAUGAAUUGCCUCUUUUGUGAGAUUUUAUCUUUUUCUACUUCUAAAAACUCAUGUUUAUGUCAUUGAUACCAUUUCUGUAUUUUCAAACCAAUUGCAUAUGAAGAGCAUUCUCUUUCUAAGAUU